This is a messenger RNA of Penaeus chinensis, 1432 nucleotides long. RefSeq names its product phosphotriesterase-related protein-like. NCBI's taxonomy places the organism in Eukaryota, Metazoa, Arthropoda, Malacostraca, Decapoda, Penaeidae. Gene Ontology annotation, biological process: catabolic process. The record is from RefSeq and is a predicted model, not a curated record. Gene Ontology annotation, molecular function: zinc ion binding.
UGUGUGGGCCAGUGGAGCCGGGUGCAUUAGGAAGGACAUACACUCAUGAGCAUCUGUUUAUGGACUUCGACUGUGCUUACACUCCAGCAAAGGUUGAGGAUAAACAUUUGGAGGAUUCUGAAUUUACUUUGCAAAAUCUGGGAUGGAUCCGUCAGAAUCCCUAUAGCCAUAAACUCAACAUUAAACUUCAUGAGGCUCAAGUUAUGGCAGCUAUAAUGGAUGAAAUGGCUUCCUUUAAGAAGAAAGGUGGUGGUACUAUUGUUGAGAACAGCACUUAUGGUCUCAAUAGAAAUGUGUCCUUUUUGCGUGAUUUAAGUAACAAGCAAGGUGUUCACAUAAUAGCUGGAGCUGGUUACUAUGUGCAGGCAGCUCAGAAGAAAGAAACUUUGGGAACAUCAGUAGAGCAAAUGGCGGAAUUCAUGAAGCGUGAGCUAACUGUAGGAUGUGAUGGUGACCCAGAUGUAAAAUGUGGAAUCAUUGGUGAAAUUGGAUGUUCCUGGCCUUUGUAUGACUUUGAACGACAUACUAUCCAGGCAGCGGCUCAUGUACAAGCAUCCACUGGUUGCCCAGUGAUGUUUCAUCCUGGCCGUGAUGAUAAGGCGCCAGCAGAGAUUUUUCGAGUUUAUACAGAAGCUGGUGGUGAUGUGAAGAAGAUGGUCAUGGGUCAUCUUGAUAGGACAAUACACACUCUAGAUAAACUAGUAGAAUUUGCAUCUCUUGGAAGUUAUUGUGAAUAUGACUUGUUUGGUAUUGAAACUUCUCAUUACCAGCUCAACACACACAUUGACAUGCCCUCUGAUGCCCAGCGUAUCCAACGCAUUAAACACCUGUUUGACAAUGGCUUUGGAGAGAAGAUUUUAAUUGCUCAUGAUAUUCACACAAAGCAUCGUCUGCAAGCUUAUGGUGGUCAUGGAUUCUGCCACAUUUUGGAGAAUGUUGUACCAAAGAUGUUAAACAGAGGAUUGACACAGGAGGAUGUGGACAAAAUGUUAAUCAGCAAUCCAGCUACAUGGUUAACUUUCACCAAAUAGAUUUUAUGGCUUGGUAUAAUAUUAAUAAUUCCAGGUAUAUAGAUUUAGCAGGGUGGCAUAAAAAUAAUCUUUAAAUUUUAUACUAACAUAUCUCUAGAUGCUUUACUCAGUUACCAUUGUGGUAUUAUAUUAACAUACACAUUAUAGAAUAUACACUUUAAAACAUUUUAAAUGUAUUUUCUUUACCAUAUAUGAUUAAUGGAUGUUUAAGAUUUAUAUUUUAAGAUUAUAUUGUCCAGAUGGCUGCUGUUAUUUACUCUGUUUGCAACAUUUUUGUGGCAUAAUUAUGUUUUGUUUCCUUGGUUUUUAAAGUUUUUUUCUGCUUAAUCUGCAUUAUAGCUCAAAUAUAUAUUUUAUGUAUUAUUGGAUGUUUGUAAAAUAUAUGAUUUUAAGUGGAUAAU